AUGAGAACGGAGCUCAAAUUUUCCAAGAGGGACAAGUACGAGAAAUCCGUCUAUGAGUGUUGGGUGGAAGAGAUGACAAAGGGUCAGCUCAAGCUCCUGCAGAAAGAAUGCUGGGAGGAGAAGAUGAUGGCGAGCAUCGCUGCAGGAAAGAUGGAUGACUGCAAGGAUUUUCCGGACAUGAUGGGUUCAGAUCAUUCUGGCAGCGGCUCUGACGAGAGCAGCUGCAGUGACAGUGACAGUGAAUCAGCAACAUCAACUCCCAAGAAAGGAAAAAAAGCAUCCAAAAAGAAAGACAAGAAGCACGCAAAGUCCAAGCAAAGCAAGAAAAACAAGAAGACAAAGAAUGCCAAGAAAGGAUCGCCUCAUGAGGCAAUCGAGAAUGCCGCGGAAUCCCUCAACCAGGCGUUGGCGACAAUCAACGAUUAUGGGGUGAAGUUCUCGGACUUCCAUGAUCAGAUUGCCGAGAUCAAGGCUACCUAUGUUGGCAAGAAGUCUCUGGACAAUGCGUCUUUGCAGGAGCUCAAGAACAUCAUUUCGGAUGCCGAGAAGACGACGUUGCUGAAGGCGGAUAAGAAGGAUGAUUCCCUGAGCGCAGGGUCCAUCGAAACGGCAGAAGAUCGCUGGUCCUGUGGCCCGAUCAAUUGGGGAAUGUUGCCCAAGGUUCUGAAGGAGUUUGGCUUGCAGGCCGAUGUGCCAGUUACAUUUGCUGAUAUCGGUCGUUUGCGGCAAAGGUUCGAAGAGAAGUUCUGGGCACAACUUUUUGGGCAGCACGUACCUUUCAAGGUGACUCUGGACGACUACAAUCUCUUGGGCAAGGGAAGCUUUGCUACUCGGCGAUGGUUCAAGGGGGCCGACACGACAAUCCUUUCCAAGUACUUGGAGCACCUCUAUUUGCGAAUUCUGGCUGAUUGCUCUGAGGAAGAGGAAAACAUUCUCACAACUGUUUAUGAAGGACUUGUGGCGAUCAAUCACUUUAUGAGCUCUGUCUACAACCAACCGUUGAUUGUGCAACCAGCUGAUUCGGGCAAGAAUGCCGAAUACGGCUUACUUUUCAUGCGCGCUUUUAAUGGGGCUGCACUGGAUGCACUUGGUCUCAGAAG
Symbiodinium pilosum is the source of this 1100-nucleotide messenger RNA. Lineage: Eukaryota; Dinophyceae; Suessiales; Symbiodiniaceae. The record is from the annotation of a GenBank genome assembly.